CUGAUUUCAGUUGUUCUACUAUAUUGUUCCUUGAAACCCAACACUUCAACAAAUCCCUCUUCAUUUUUGAGCCAACGAUGUCUUCGCCUUCUUCAUCUAAUCUUCCUCUGAAAGCAAUCCCCGGAGAUUAUGGCUUGCCUUUCUUCGGCGCGAUAAAAGACCGGCUGGACUACUUCUACCAUGAGGGUAGAGACGAAUUCUUCCGGACCCGGAUGCAGAAGUACCAGUCGACGGUCUUCCGGUCCAACAUGGUUCCCGGCCCUUUCAUGGCCCGGAACCCUAAGGUCGUCGUGCUCCUCGAUGCCAUCAGCUUCCCGAUCCUCUUUGACACGUCUAAGGUCGAAAAGAAGGAUGUGUUUGUCGCGACCUACAUGCCUUCGAUCAACUUCACGGGCGGAUACCGUGUGUGCGCCUACCUUGACCCCUCUGAACCCAAACACGCCAUCUUCAAAGGCUUAUUCCUAUCGACCCUUGCGACCCGACACAAUAAGUUCAUUCCACUCUAUAGGAGUUCCCUAUCACAGCUCUUCAUUGAACUAGAAGAUGAGUUCUCUAGCAAAGGCAAAGUAUACUUCAAUGACUAUUGCAACAAAAUGUCCUUCAGCUUCUUGGCCAACCUAUUUUGUGACCGGAACCCAUCUAGCACAAUCCUGGCGACCGACAAAGUGACCAAAUUCUUCGACUCGUGGUUGCUUUUCCAACUUGCACCGUUGAUGACCCUAGGGUUACCAAAGAUACUUAACUUUUUGGAAGACAUAGUUCUACACACAUUCCCAUUGCCUUCACUGUUGCUCAAAUACGAUUACAAGAAAUUCUACGAGGUGUUCAAUGAGUACGCAAAAUCGAUAUUGGAUGAAGCCGAGAGCUUGGGAAUCAAAAGAGACGAAGCAUGCCACAACCUUGUUUUCCUCGUGUGCUUCAAUUCCUAUGGGGGCAUGAAAACCACCUUGCCAGCUUUGAUCAAGUGGGUUGGACUCGCUGGAGAAGAAUUGCAACGACGGCUCGCGGAGGAAAUCCGGACCGUUGUUAGAUCGGAAGGCGGGGUCACAAUGGCUGCAUUGGAGAAGAUGAGCUUGACCAAGUCGGUUGCCUGGGAAGCGCUGAGAAUCGAGCCUCCGGUCGCGUUCCAGUACGGCCACGCCAAGGAGGAUUUGGUGAUCCACAACCACGAUGCGGCCUUCGAGAUCAAGAAGGGCGAGAUGAUAUUUGGAUAUCAGCCGUUUGCAACUAAGGAUCCAAGGAUAUUCGAAAGGCCAGAGGAGUUCGUGGGCGACAGGUUCGUCGGGGAAGAAGGUGAGAAGCUGUUGAAGUACGUGUACUGGUCGAACGGGCGCGAGAUCGAUGAUCCGACUGUGGGGAACAAGCAGUGCCCUGCAAAGAAUCUGGUGGUGCUCUUGAGCAGGGUCAUGCUCGUGGAGUUCUUCCUCCGCUACGACACAUUCACAAUCGAGGCUGGGACGUUGCCAAUCGGGUCGACGGCGACGUUCACGUCAAUGUCGAAGGCCACGAGUAUUUGAGUCUCAAUCAUUUCCGGUUCUUAGUUUUCGUGAAGUCAUCUGCUAGGAGCAGGUCGUGGUUUAAUUAGUUCGAUUGGUUUGCUUGUGGAAGAAAUUCCGGCGAUUGUUUUAUUCCCUUUACUCAAUAAAUUGUUGCGUGUAAAGAUAUCCAAGUUGUAUCAUUAGGUGACCAAUGACAAAGAAUCUAAGAUCUUACAUUAACUUAAAGCAUGAAAUAGGGCAUAGUUGAGUUUUUUGUAAGCUAACAUGGGCUUGAAUUGACAAAUUAGAGGAGUUCAUUGUCCGCUAA
Eucalyptus grandis is the source of this 1806-nucleotide messenger RNA. RefSeq names its product allene oxide synthase 3. The record is from RefSeq and is a predicted model, not a curated record. Gene Ontology annotation, molecular function: heme binding; iron ion binding; monooxygenase activity. The coding region runs from base 78 to 1517 and encodes 479 amino acids. Gene Ontology annotation, biological process: sterol metabolic process. The transcript has a single exon. Lineage: Eukaryota; Viridiplantae; Streptophyta; Magnoliopsida; Myrtales; Myrtaceae.